Molecule: messenger RNA, 1883 nt
Organism: Ectocarpus siliculosus
Lineage: Eukaryota; Phaeophyceae; Ectocarpales; Ectocarpaceae
Source: the annotation of a GenBank genome assembly
AUGGACGCGGAAUGGGAGGGGAUCCUCUCUGACGAUGACGAGCAAGAGGAUGUGGAUGAUGAAGACGACGAAGACGAUGAUGCAACCGCGAUGCUCAGCGACGAAGAGCUUCUUGCGACGGACGCCAGCGAGGGCGGCCUGUUGGGCGACGAGGCGGAGGGGGAGGAGGACGAGCAGGAGGAGGAGGGUGUUGAGCGGGGCCGAGGGCGGAAGCCGCGCGUCUGGUACGACAGCUACAAGGCGCGCAUGAAGGCGGAGAAGGCGAAGGAGGCCGCCUGGCAGGAGAAGCGGAAGACGUUCUCCAAGGCGCACAACGACUACCUGGACGAGGCGCAGCGCAACAGGGAGAUCGCGGCCGCAAGGCGGGAGAAGUACACGAAGAAGUUCUACCGCGACAAGAAGAUCUACGACAUCGUCAAGGAGAGGGGCAGGAAGGCCGUCAGGGAGGCGACCUGGGCCACUAGGUGGCCGCGACAGGUCACUCGGAAGCUGGAGGACCUUCAAGAGGGCGAAUGGAUCAAGGGCAAGGUCCGCAACGUUGAGAGCUACGGGGCGUGGGUGGACGUCAACGCUGAGCGGGACGGCCUUCUGCACGUGAAGGACAUGGGAGAGACGUUCACGCCCUCCGCGGGGGAGGUGGUGGCCACGAAGGACAUCAUCCAAGCCAGGGUGAAGUUCGUCGACCCUGUCACCGGCAAGCUGGGCCUGUCCCUGGUGGAGGACGGGCCGCGAGAAGGGGACCUGCCGCUGCCCCCUCCCCGCCCGCCGAUAUCGGUGGCCGAUGUGUCGCGCGGCGCGGAGCUGUGGGGCUACGUAGAGCGCGUGACAAACAUGGGCGCGUACGUGAAUGUUGGGGCGGAGGUGCCCGGUUUCCUGCUCCUGAAGGAGAUACCCGGCAGGCCUAGGGGGCUGGGCGCGCCGCAGGUGCUCCGCAGGAACAAGCGUCUCCGCGUGUACGCCCGAGAGGUGGACCGCGAGGGGCUCCGCAUAAAGCUCACCUGCAAGCGGCCCCGGAGCCUGCCCCGCUGCGGCCCGGCCGCCGCCGCCCUGGCCAGCGACGCCGACGCGGAGGAGUUCGACUACGACGACACCGCGCGGGUCCGCUACUCCGAGGACGACGGCUGGGACAGGGACGACGAGUACGAAGACGACGAAGACGACGAAGACGACGAGAUGGAGGUGGAAGACGGAAUGGACGAGUUUGGUGAUGACGAUGGCGAGUUCGAUGACGACGAGGGAGAAGAGUGGUUCUACCCCGAGCGGGGGCAGGUUAUUCCGGCCCCCGAGGUUGACCUUGCCCCGCGGCAGUAGGGGCAGGCCGUAGGCGGCGGAUGCGGGCGUGUCGGCGAGAACUGGCAGGAGAGGUGUGGUUGGUGACGACUGCGGCAGCGGCGGCGGCGGCGGCGGUGGCGUUGGGAUGUGGUUUGUUGGGAGUGUUGGAGUCGGUACGAGAGACAUGUGUGAAGGAUGUCGGUCGUUUCAUGUCGUUUUGGCCGUUUUUGUCCCGUAAGUGGUUGUUCGUGCUUGGAGAGAGCGCCGCCAGAGAACUAGGGCUGUGUCACCUACAUGUGUGUUGACUGCAGCUAGAGCUUGUUGCCCUUUGAAAGGGGAGCUUGGAGAGGCGGUCUUUGACGAUGUUUGGUUGCCUGCUGAUCCGGAGACGCGCUGUUCUGUUGGGCGUUGUUCGUGCGCGGUAUCUUGGCCUUACGAAUUUGAAUUUUGUUCCGAUAGCCGACCGGCCGUUUGGGGUCCUGGGUGUGACAGGAACAAGAAACACGCAGAGGGUCAGGCGUCCCAUCAAAUGUCGUCACUUUUUGCCACAUUCCGUGUCGCUUCCGGCUCAAGUACCCUUGAACCAAACAGAAACAAUGAAGUAGCACAGC